CACGGGUAGAAAUCUAUCCUGACAGGAGACCCAGAGAAAAUCCGCCUGUCAGUCUGAUUCAGUCUAUGACAGCAGUCUGCACACCGACUCUUCUCUCACUGUCUGUAGACUUGAUGUCCUUCUUAAAGUUUGCUGAAGCUUAGUGAAGUCCACCAUUGGUUCUUUAGCUAAAAUGCCGUUUAUUGAACACAUAUCUUACUCGGACUUGGAGCGGCUCGCUCUGCAGCGGCUCGUCCCGGCCCUGCUGUCCCACGGCUUCUGCUACGUGGACGGGCUCCUCGGGGAGCUGGCCGGGAGCGCCGUGUUGGACCAGGUGGUGGAGAUGCACAACUCCGGACAGCUGCAAGACGGCCGCCUGGCCGGCUCCAUCCCGGGCGUCAGCCGGAGGAGCAUCAGGGGGGAUAAGAUCGCCUGGGUGAGCGGCGCAGAGCGCGGCUGCGAGGCGAUCAGCUUCCUGCUCAAUCUGAUCGACCGGCUCAUCUCCGUGUGCGCCUCCCGCCUGGGAGACAAGGCAAUCCAGGAGAGGUCCAAGGCAAUGGUUGCAUGCUACCCAGGAAAUGGGGCAGGUUAUGUGAAGCAUGUGGACAACCCAAAUCACGAUGGACGCCAUCUUACCUGCAUCUACUACCUCAACAAGAACUGGAACCCAAAAGAGCACGGUGGAGUUCUCAGGAUCUUUCCAGAAAGUAAACCUUACGUGGUUGACAUCAAGCCGCUUUUCGACAGGCUUCUGGUCUUUUGGUCUGACCGCAGAAACCCACACGAGGUGCAGCCCUCCUAUGCCACCAGGUACGCUAUUACGGUUUGGUAUUUUGACUCUGAGGAGCGAGCCCAGGCCAAGAAGCGCUUCAGAGCCCUUACAGGUAAAAAAGAAUACUUGUCAGCUACUCUUUUGUGUGUUGUAGGAACCAUAGAAAUAGAAUAUUCAUCUGUAGAUACUGAAGUACAAGUUUGAGGAUGCAUUUUGGUGAAGGUCAGACAGUCAGUAGAGGCAGGGUAUUAAGCUCGAGUUAAAACCUAUAAGAAUUAAGAAAUAGAUUUUAAUGCAAAUAAAUAGAACAAAUUAUAAUGCAUCUAAAAACAAUGCACAAAUGCACUGGGAUAUGUUUUAUUUUAAUCUGUACCCAAUUAAACUAAGAUAUAAAAGGUGACAAUGGGUAAAUAAUGACAGAUUUAUUGCAAGUGAAUAUAUUUUUUUUAACCAACAGAGUUUGUUCCUGACAUAUUUAUAGUGGAUUAUUAGACAUUAAGAACAAACUUUGAUUUGCUCUACUUUAGCUUAUUGAAAAUGUUCCUUUUUUGUUUCAGCCUCAACAGAGCAGAAGGGCUGCAGCUCUAGUUGAUGGUGACAAAACACUGCCAUCUAGUGUCUGUAUGGAGAACCGCAGACACCACUGCGCAGCUUUUUAAAAAGCUGGAACAAGACAGUGGAAGAAAACGGAAGUUGAAUUGUUUUCAGGGCCCAGAAGGCAUGGGGGGGCCUUGUGGUCUCCUAUUUUAACCAAACAUGGAUUUCUAACGUUGCUCCGACCUUGUCCAGGCUGCAGCAGAGCUGGACUGAAGUCAAAUCACCAGAGGGCUUCUGGGCAACUUCAGUUUUUUCUUUGGAAAAGUUUAUGCAUCGCUCUGCCCGCUCCUACCUGGGGCCCCCAUGAUGCACCAGCCCUCCGCCUACGACACAUAUUUCAUUGUAUUAUGUACAAUGAGAGUUAAGUUGGCGGAAAGCCACUGGAGUUUACAUGAAUAUGAGGAUUGUGAGCCUAUGUGACAAACGCCUCACAGCUCGUUUUUCCACCAGUCUUAAGAAGUUGGCACAUGAAAAUGCUGCCUGUUUACAAACUGGGAGAAAAAAGCCGUUAUUUCCUAGUGUGUAAUGUCUGAAUAUAUUCUGAAAAGCAGAGGCAGAAAUAGAUAUUAUAAAAGCUGACAAGAGAUUGAUUUGGAUACUGUUUUUAUAUAAAAAUAUUGGUUAUAAUUUCCAUACUUUGUCAUUUGUUGUCAGAAAUGCACUGCCUCUGCUUCUAAUGCAGGAAACAAAAUCUUUUUACAAACCUUUAUUUUUACAGGUAGUCUCAACUGAGACAUGAUUUAUAAGUUAGGAAAAAGAGAGCUGUAUGAUUCGAUUGAUGUAUAGAUCAGUAUAAAUAAAGAAAAGUUCUGAAAGAUA
This is a messenger RNA of Cyprinodon tularosa, 2167 nucleotides long. RefSeq names its product egl-9 family hypoxia-inducible factor 3 (gene egln3). The coding region runs from base 173 to 955 and encodes 260 amino acids. The record is from RefSeq and is a predicted model, not a curated record. Gene Ontology annotation, biological process: peptidyl-proline hydroxylation to 4-hydroxy-L-proline; cellular response to hypoxia. The transcript is spliced from 4 exons. Gene Ontology annotation, molecular function: peptidyl-proline 4-dioxygenase activity; L-ascorbic acid binding; ferrous iron binding. Gene Ontology annotation, cellular component: cytoplasm; nucleus. NCBI's taxonomy places the organism in Eukaryota, Metazoa, Chordata, Actinopteri, Cyprinodontiformes, Cyprinodontidae.